AUGUUCCAGAGUUCAAAAGGUUCCAAUUCUUCAUCAACUUCAAGCUCAAGAUCUGCAAGCAUUUCUACAGCCACACCAAAUACUGUAGUGGAGGAUGAAGAAUUGUUAUGUGAUCCUAAAUCGGAAUUGACACCACCAGCAGUUACAACCCCUUUGAGACCGGUGUCUAAAUCUAAUAAUACCGUUGAAGAUGAUUCAAAGCCAUCAUUCACCUAUGAUUUGGACGUGUUCAAUUUAUGCAAAGAAUACCUAAAUACCAGGAAUCAUCAUGGAUUGGCAUUGAUUGCUAGACAAAAGGGUAUCCCUCCGAUAUUGAGGUUCAAAGUGUGGCCAAUAUUGCUCAAGUCUCAUCCGUUUGUUAUCAGUCCCUUUAUCCAGCCAGAUAGUGAACUCAUAAAUGAAUCCACCUCCAGCAGAAGUAAUUCUUCUUCUUCCUCUACUUCCACAGGAAGUACGACUCCAAUACUGACAUCAUCCGGUAACAUAAAAGAUGCAGCAAUAAUUGAUGGUGGAGCUAGCGAUAAUGAUAACGAUGGCAAUAAUGACAAUAAUGAUAAAGACAACAACAGCAACGAUACCAGCUCUAAAGAAAAGGAAGAGGACGAACAGAAUAAUGAAAUAAGACAAAAGAUUAAGCGUGAUCUCGCUAAAUACAUCCAAAGAUUAAAGUAUUCACAAUCAAAAUAUACGGUUGGUGAAACAGAACACGAAAUAUUAUCGAUCUUAGAAAAUGCAAUUAUGAAAUUCACUUUAAAAUGGGGGAAAAUCAUAAAAUAUGAUCUGUCUUUAACUUGGAUUGCGUUGAAUUUAGCAGAGUGGUUCCCACCAAUACCGAAGACUCCAUGGGUUUUAGUCGGGAAAGAGUAUUCAAGUAGUCAUCAAUCAUUGAUUGUAAAUUUUUUGGAUGAUUAUUCCAAUUACAUUGAUAAUAUACCUGAUUUGAGAGAAUAUCUCGAACGACUCAUUUACCAUGAUGAAAGAAUAUCAACCAUUUCAUUUAGAGAAGUAUAUGAAAGGUUGGUGUUGGUAUUGUUGCAUUGUCCACAACCUAUGUCUCGAAGAAAAAAAUCUGAUAAUCAAGGACAGAGUCAAAGAAGAAAUCAGUCAGAAGCACAAAAAGACCAACAGUCAUUUAAAGUGAACAAAACCACAUUGCCAAAAACAGGAGGUACUAUCGAAGAAAGGGUUUCGUAUUUUAUCUACUGUCUUCGUAAAUUGAUACCUGAAUUAUCCCAAUAUUUCCACGAAGAACAGAUUUUGACGAAAUUUGGUUGUCUCGAUGAUGAGUGGUUAAUUUGGUGGUUGAAGUUUUGUGGAACAAAAGUAUGGUCAAAAUAUGAUAGAGGCAGAAUUUGGGAUUUCAUGUUGGGUUGGAGAUUGAAAAAUCCGAAAAGAGAUUUCAAUUAUUAUUAUGAAAAACUAAAUUAUGUCAAUAGAAACACUUUAGAAAAAUUGGGUCCAGACAUUUUUUGGUCGGUUGGUAAUGAAGAGGAUGAUAUCAGUGGUGAUAAGAAUGUUGAUGCCAACGCUAAUGAGAUAAAUAAUAGUGAGAAAACUAGUACAGGAAAACUAGUGAAACGAGAAGGAGAUAUAAAGAGAAGUUCAUUUAAAGAUUUGGUCAAUGAAUUGAGUAAUGAGUUGCACAUCUCGAAGAGGGUGUCUACCGACGGAGUGAUAACAUCUUCUUCUUCUUCUUCUUCCCCAACAACAACAAAAUUGGCACCUUCAUCGUCUACAUCAUCCACAAUCACGCCUAAUGUUUCAAUUCCAUUCUCGAGAGUUGAUCCUCAUGUUGCAUUGAUUUUCAUUUCGCUAUCGUUAUUAAAAUCAAAAGAAAAUAUAUUGGUUGAACUUGAUCAACAUGAAAUUAGACAAUUUUUGUCUCGAUUACCUUCCAAAUCAUACAAGUAUAAUCAGAAAAGAACUACUAAGCCAAAGAGAACAAGCUAUACAUCGAAUGCGUCAUCAACUUCUAAUUCGCCGAUGGGACAACUGCCUGUGGAUCGUGAUGAAGACUCAAUUUUCCCAACAAAUCGAAUUGUUAUAUCGAAUGAUUCCAAAGAUCAGAAACAUAAAGUUAAUUUUAUUGAUAAUAUUAUUCAGGAAGCUGGUGAAUUAUGGAGAAAAUGGCUUUGGCUGGAAAUGGUUGAGGAUAAUUAG
Molecule: messenger RNA, 2160 nt
Organism: Candida dubliniensis CD36
Lineage: Eukaryota; Fungi; Ascomycota; Pichiomycetes; Serinales; Debaryomycetaceae
Exons: 1
Coding region: 1-2160 (719 amino acids)
Source: RefSeq, a predicted model, not a curated record